CCCCAGGACCCCAGCAUGCCGGACAGCAGAGUGACCCCGCAGGAGAGCCGGCUGGAUGCGAGCCUGGGGACCACCCAAGGACACUUGGGAACCAGCUCCCUGACUGACGGGCACACACUCUCCAAAGAGCCCCUAAGCCAUGCUCUCAAGCUCUCGUCCCCAGCGAAGGUGAAAGAUGCCCAGUUGAAUUCUCCAGAGGAGGCGCUGUGGACAACUCGGGCCGAUGGGCGCGUCCACCUGCGCAUAGACCCCAGCUGCCCACAGACUCCCUACACUGUGCAUCGGAUGUUCUGCGAGGCUCUGGACAAGUACGGGGACCUCAGCGCUCUGGGCUUCAAGCGACAGGGCAUGUGGGAGCACAUCUCCUACAACCAAUACUACCUGCUGGCCCGCAAAGCCGCCAAGGGCUUCCUAAAGCUCGGCCUGGAGCGGGCCCACAGCGUGGCCAUCCUCGGCUUCAACUCCCCGGAGUGGUUCUUCUCGGCAGUGGGCACAGUAUUCGCAGGUGGCAUCGUCACUGGCAUCUACACAACCAGCUCCCCUGAAGCCUGCCGGUACAUCGCCCAUGACUGCCGUGCCAACAUCAUCGUGGUCGACACGCAGAAGCAGCUGGAAAAGAUCCUGAAGAUCUGGAAAAACCUGCCACACCUGAAGGCAGUAGUGAUAUUUCAAGAACCUCCUCCGACAAAGAUGGCCAAUGUGUACACGAUGGAGCAGUUCAUGGAUCUGGGGAAUGAGGUGACUGAGGAGGCCCUGGACACCAUCAUCAAUGCCCAGCAGCCUAACCAGUGCUGCGUGUUGGUCUACACGUCAGGCACCACUGGGAACCCCAAGGGCGUGAUGCUGAGUCAAGACAAUAUCACAUGGACAGCACAUUACGGCAGCCAGGCUGGUGACAUCCAACCCGCAGAAGUCCAACAGGAGGUGGUGGUCAGCUACCUGCCCCUCAGCCACAUUGCUGCCCAGAUCUAUGACCUGUGGACAGGCAUCCAGUGGGGGGCCCAGGUCUGCUUUGCUGAGACUGAUGCCCUGAAGGGGAGCCUGGUGAACACGCUGAGGGAAGUGGAGCCCACGUCCCACAUGGGGGUGCCGCGGGUGUGGGAGAAGAUCAUGGAGCGGAUCCAGGAGGUGGCGGCUCAGUCUGGCUUCAUCCGGCGCAAGAUGCUGCUGUGGGCCAUGUCAGUGACCUUGGAGCAGAACCUCACCUGCCCGAGCAGCGAUCUGAAGCCCUUCACAACCCGGCUGGCAGAUUACCUGGUGCUAGCCAAAGUCCGCCAGGCACUGGGCUUUGCCAAGUGUCAGAAAAACUUCUACGGAGGAGCCCCCAUGACCGCGGAGACACAGCACUUCUUCCUGGGCCUCAACAUCCGCUUGUAUGCGGGCUAUGGCCUCAGCGAGACCUCGGGCCCUCACUUCAUGUCCAGCCCCUACAACUACCGGCUCUACAGCUCCGGCAAGGUGGUGCCGGGCUGCCGGGUGAAGCUGGUGAAUGAGGAUGCAGAGGGCAUCGGAGAGAUCUGCCUGUGGGGCCGCACGAUCUUCAUGGGCUACCUGAACAUGGAGGACAAGACGUGUGAGGCCAUUGAUGCCGACGGCUGGCUGCACACGGGCGACUCAGGCCACCUGGAUGCUGACGGCUUCCUCUACAUCACUGGGCGUCUCAAAGAAUUGAUCAUCACGGCUGGCGGGGAGAAUGUGCCCCCUGUGCCCAUUGAGGAGGCCGUGAAGACAGAGCUACCCAUCAUCAGCAAUGCCGUGCUGAUCGGGGACCAGAGGAAGUUCCUGUCCAUGCUGCUCACCUUGAAGUGCACUCUGGAUCCUGAUACCUCUGACCCAACUGAUAAUCUGACCGAGCAAGCUGUGGAGUUCUGCCAGAGGGUGGGCAGCAAAGCUGCCACGGUAUCGGAGGUCGUGGGGAAGAAGGAUGAGGCCGUGUAUCAGGCCAUUGAAGAGGGGAUCCAGAGAGUCAACAUGAAUGCAGCUGCCCGACCCUACCACAUCCAGAAGUGGGCCGUUCUUGAGAGGGACUUCUCCAUUUCGGGUGGAGAGUUGGGUCCCACAAUGAAGCUGAAACGGCUCACAGUCCUAGAGAAGUACAAAGAUAUCAUCGACUCCUUUUACCAAGAGCAAAAAAAGUAAUCAGGGGUCGUCCUUCCCGGGUUUCUCCUGAAGGUGGCAGGCUGAGUAUUUUCCUGACCCCCCCCCAGGUCCUCUUCAGUCUGGGCACAUGCACUUCUGGCAAGUCUGUUAGGUUCUCUGGGUCAGGUACGGUCCUGGCAUCUACAUUUGCCAGGUCUUAUGCCGAGAGGCUUCAUGUGUGGAUAGUUUUAAAAGAAGUAUUGCUUUUUGUUUGGGUGACAAGUGAGAUCAACUCUCUUUCCAGAACUAAAGGGCUGACUUUUUGGCCUUAGUUCCAGGUAGAUUUAACAGGCUGCUAGCUCACUUAACAGGAGGCUGGGUGUUGGGGGAGGGAGGAGGGGGAAGAUGGCUCGGCUAACCAGUGUGCCGCAGGGAAAGCGCUCAGUUG
Lagenorhynchus albirostris (white-beaked dolphin) is the source of this 2527-nucleotide messenger RNA. RefSeq names its product acyl-CoA synthetase bubblegum family member 1 (gene ACSBG1). The transcript has 14 exons. Gene Ontology annotation, cellular component: endoplasmic reticulum; membrane. Gene Ontology annotation, molecular function: long-chain fatty acid-CoA ligase activity. Lineage: Eukaryota; Metazoa; Chordata; Mammalia; Artiodactyla; Delphinidae. Bases 16 to 2139 code for a protein of 707 amino acids. The record is from RefSeq and is a predicted model, not a curated record.